Messenger RNA from Spathaspora passalidarum NRRL Y-27907, 1191 nucleotides. RefSeq lists its product as uncharacterized. The record is from RefSeq and is a predicted model, not a curated record. The annotation marks the transcript as partial. NCBI's taxonomy places the organism in Eukaryota, Fungi, Ascomycota, Pichiomycetes, Serinales, Debaryomycetaceae. The transcript has a single exon.
AUCACGACGAUAAAUGACAUUGCUAUUACCAAGAAUUGGGUUACAGUCUCUAACGAGGGGUGGCUUACUUUCCUCUAGAGUUCCUAGAAUUUCCUCAUGUUUGGUUAGAUUCAAAUCUGAAGUUCCUUCACCUUAUAAUCCUAAGAAAGAUUUACCUACAGCAGGAGAGUGGAAUUAUUUGAAACAACAUAUUCCAGGUGAAACAGUACAAACUAAUACAUUAAAGGAUAGAGUUCCUAAAUUCCCAUUAGGUAAAGAAAAUGUCCCUACGUUAUUACCAAGGCCAGGAGUUCCACAAGUAGGAUCAAAAUAUACGUUUACUCAAGUUAUAAACAUUUUGGAAAACAAGACUAAACCUGAGUUAAUUUAUGAAAGUGAACCACAUAGAUUGUAUUUCUUGACUUGUUUGGCUUGUGCUGUUGUUUUUGCAGUAUACGCGUGCGUAUUGUUAGAAUGGGCAUUCUAUAUGGCUAGAACUGAAUAUCAAGAAAACGAAGAAUUGAUUGUUAAUGAACAGCUUCGUAAACGUCAAUGGGUAUUUUCAUUAAUGACAUAUAUGAUUCCGUCCACAAUUAUGUUUGGGUUUGCUUAUUUCAUUGGAUUGUUUCCUACUAGAUUAGUCAGAAGAAUGUGGUAUUUACCAGGAGCAAACCCUCAUAUUCAAUUCACUUCAUAUCCAUUAUUACCAGGAAAACCAACUCCAGUAUAUACUGUUCCAUUAGCUAAUUUAUCAAGAAAGCACACUGCUAAGAUUUGGACAGGUAAAGGGUUUUAUGGAACUGCCGAUAAGGGUUUUUUCUUUUUCGUAAUGAAGGAACAAUUAGCCAACAAGAGAACCAAGAAUUGGAUCGUUGAUAGAAAAGCAUUCUUUUGGAGCGAUGGAAGAGUAUUUGAUUAUUUGUUUGGUAAGGAAACUAUUGCUGAAGCAGAAGCUGGCAUUCCUUAUGAUGAACAAUUUGGUAUAAUUAACCGUGAAUUGAAAGAAAAGAAGAAGAAGUUGAGAAAAGAGCAUGGUGCAUUUUGGAAAUUUAAAUUGGCUUCUGAAGAGGUUAAAAGUGAUAUAAAUAAAGCUGGAAGUUAUGUAUCUACUUUAAAAAAUCCAAAGAACAAGAAAUCAUUACCUAAAGGCAGUGGCAAAUAGAGAGUGUGUGUACAUGUAAAUAGUGUAAAUAAUUAAUAGGACGAUAUUAG